CUUCUUCUUCCAUCCCUCAUCUCUUUUUCUUUUCUUCUUCUUCAUCACUUAUUAUUUUCCCCUUAAAUUAAAAGCAAUGGACCCAGAAUACGAUCCUUCACAUAAAACAUCAAGUAUUACCAGUACUAAUAGUUGGGAUACUGUACCUUCUUUGACUGCUUCCAGUGUUUGUGAUAUUGACUCUCCAUCAUUACAUGACCAAAGUACUUUUGAAGACUAUUCUUUUGCUGGCGACCGAGUAGGACUUUCUAUACCUUUUGAAGAAUUUCCCUCAUCUCACGAACAUGAUAUUUUGAAUGACAAUGAUCAAAGGACCUUCACCAAUUUUUUGGAUACAUUUUUUAUUGAUGGCAAACCAACUCAUGAUAAAUCAUCAUCAUCAUCACACAAACCAUUAUCUCAACAAAAUACACCUAUCUUUUUACAUCAGAGUCAUGAAAUCACCAUUCCUCACUCAACAAAUAAAGAAACACCACCUAAACCUUUAUUAUCAGGUCUUCUUGAACCAAAACAUGAACCAAUCGACCAUACCAAUGCAAAAGAAGAAACCACAAAUGAAGAACAACAACAACAACAACAACAACAAGAAGAAGAUGAUAUCUACAACAAACAAACAAGACCUUCUCGUGAUUUAUUGACUGAAGAUGAAAAACGGGCAAAUCACAUUGCUUCUGAACAAAAACGACGCAAUACUAUUCGCAAUGGUUUUAAAGAAAUGACAGAAAUCAUCCCCACCUUGAAAAACAUCAACAAUUCAAAAAGCACUAUUUUAUUUAAAGCCGUGGAAUACAUUCGACAUCUCGACAAACGCAACCGUGGAUUACGCGAAAAACUUAGCUCUCUUCAAAUACGGUUAGAAGUAGAAGGUCGUAUGGGUGGAUUGAUACGCGCACCUCAUCAUCUUCUUCGACGUCAUAGUCAUUAUUAUAACGAACAUCAGCACAAACGAAGUCGAAGUAGCAAUCAACAAUUACCUCCCGAGGCCAUGGCCGCCCUCUUAGCUCACAAAAAUCAACAAAAACAAUUGGAAAUGUUACAAGAACAAUUAAGGUAUCAACAAGAACUCUUGGCUAAACACAAUAUCCCUACCAACGGUCUUGGGUCUCGUACCAGUCGACAUUUAUCUAUGGAUUCUUCAUCUUUAUACAAUUCUAUUUCCAUUCCCACGGAUCAUAUUCUGUCAUCAUCAUCAUCAUCAACAUCAUCACCAACAACAACAUCAGCAUUACAAUCAUCAUCAUUAUCGGCAUCUUAUUCACCAUCAUCAUCAUCUACAGUAACAACAAAGAUAUCAUCAUCACAUCGACGUCCUUCUUUUGUACAUAGUCACCAUUCCCACCAACACCGAUCAAGUGCUCCUGCUUUGGUUAUGCCUAAUAUGAUUGAAGACAAUUGGCAUAGUAAUCAUUCUUCUUCUACCGCCUCUCCACUUGGUAUGACAAGCUUCAACAUUCCUGCUGACGAUGAUUAUAGUCGAACAACGAAUAUGCCAUCCAAAUUACACUCAUAGUAGUAGUUAGUAAAAUUUUUUUUUAUUAUAUAUUUAUAUUCCAAGGAUACCCCACCUUUCUUAUUUUAGUUGAUUCCUUCCAUUUUAUGUCUAUUUUUUUUUUAUCUAUGAUUUUUAUAU
Messenger RNA from Halteromyces radiatus, 1630 nucleotides. RefSeq lists its product as uncharacterized. Gene Ontology annotation, biological process: regulation of transcription by RNA polymerase II. NCBI's taxonomy places the organism in Eukaryota, Fungi, Mucoromycota, Mucoromycetes, Mucorales, Cunninghamellaceae. The transcript is spliced from 2 exons. The coding region runs from base 77 to 1510 and encodes 477 amino acids. Gene Ontology annotation, molecular function: protein dimerization activity; RNA polymerase II cis-regulatory region sequence-specific DNA binding; DNA-binding transcription factor activity, RNA polymerase II-specific. The record is from RefSeq and is a predicted model, not a curated record.